Molecule: messenger RNA, 2380 nt
Organism: Ictalurus punctatus (channel catfish)
Lineage: Eukaryota; Metazoa; Chordata; Actinopteri; Siluriformes; Ictaluridae
Gene: eaf1
Product: ELL associated factor 1
Exons: 7
Coding region: 249-1016 (255 amino acids)
Biological process (GO): positive regulation of DNA-templated transcription; regulation of transcription elongation by RNA polymerase II
Cellular component (GO): super elongation complex
Molecular function (GO): transcription elongation factor activity
Source: RefSeq, a predicted model, not a curated record
GGUAUUACUGGUGUACUUUAUGUCGUAGAAUGAAACGGGAAAAUAUUUUGAGCUUGUGUUCACCGCAGACCUUAUUUCAGGCUAACCAAAAUCACAUUCUUAAUAAAAACUCACUGACUUCGGGACGAUGGAACAGGAAGAAAAAAAAGGACGAAUUCAUAAACUGUUACAGAGAGACGAAUCUGCGGUUCAAGCAGCCUGCAGGUGAAUAAAUGUAGAUGUGAGGACGCGAUUAGCGGCUUACAGACAUGAACGGAAGCUGUAAUGCGGUACUGGAUAAAGAGGAACAUGUUUUAAAGCUGGGAGAGAGCUUCGAGAAGAAAGCCAAGUCCUCCUUCCACACCAUCAGAUAUGAUUUUAAGCCGGCUUCCAUCGACACGUCGUGCGAAGGAGAGCUGCAGGUGGGAAAAGGAGACGAGGUCACCAUUACGCUCCCACACAUACCGGGUUCGACGCCUCCCAUGACGGUCUUCAAAGGCAACAAACGGCCGUAUCAGAAAGACUGUGUCCUGAUCAUCAACCACGACACCGGCGAAUUUGUGUUGGAGAAGCUGAGCAGCAGCAUUCAGGUCAAGAAGACCAGAGCCGAGGGCAGCAGUAAGAUCCAGGCUCGGAUCGAGCAGCAGUCGGUGAGAGCCAGUCAGCCUACGUCUCAGUUCCGAACUCCCACUAAACCCAUCGUCGGGGUGAAGACGUCACCGAGUAAAGACAACCCGUCUCCUGAACCCCAGCUGGAUGACAUCAAGAGAGAGCUGCGGGCGGAGGUGGAGAUCAUUGAGCAGAUGAGCAGCAGUGGGAGCAGCAGCUCCUCAGACUCGGGCAGUUGUUCAGGCAGCGGAGACGACGACAGCUCCAGCAGUGACGGAGAGCAGGAGAGCGCAAACCUCCAGCUGUCCCCCAGCCGAGAGCCUCCAAGCAACGGCACUGAGAAAUCGCAGGGCAACAACCAGCUAAUGAACACGCUGAGAAACGAUCUGCAGCUGAGCGAAUCAGGCAGCGACAGCGAUGACGACUGAUGUCUUCUCAUCAUCCCUCGGUCGUCGCUUAUUUUCCCUCAACAUCGUGACAAGCUGCCUGUGCUUUUUAUAUAGAGCAGAAGUUCUAGUUUUAUUAAGAUUAUUUUUAUUUAAUUAAAAUAUAUUUUAAGGCUUGUUGCAGGAUAAAAAAAAAAAGCAUAGUGUGAAAAAGCAUUCAUAUACACCGUAUGUAUUACAGUUUGGCUUGAUUUUGGUAACGCAUGUCCAUAUUCUGCCAAACGAAGGUCAAAAAGGGGCGCAGCUUCGAGUUUCAAUGUGAUGGUCUAACCACUAGCUUGUCUUUUCAUUCCUUGAGCUCAAUGUAGUGUUUAGCAUGAAAUAAUGCGUUCAGUUACACAACGUAUUUUGGUUGUGAUGUCGUACUAUCACGAUACUAUUUGUAAUCACGAUCAGGCACGAUUAACUUAAGCACCACUUCUGUGGAAGACCGGGAAGAUUCUCCACCAGGGGGCGAUGUCCAUAGGCUACAUGUCCACUGUGCGCACCGGGAGUAGCGAAUAAAAAAUGCGCUGUGGGAUUGUGAGCGGCGAGAGCUUUUGGGGGAAAUAUCUGUUUUGUUUUUGUUAUGCGAAUUACCACAUAACGGCGACUAAUCGAACAAACGACAACUUUUUAUCAUUGUGUAUGUUCACGUCAUACCACUUGCGCAUAUUUCCGUCACGAAAAUAUUUUUAGAACCAAGUUAUCUUGUCAUUUAUUCGAAAAACACAUUUUCAGUUUCUGUGUUGUAAACAGACACGCCCCCUCAAGAGACGUGACACUCACAAAGAGAAGGAAGGAAGGAAGGGAGAUAUUCACGGCGUGUUCAGUGGACAUUUAGUCGUAGGUUCGCUUAAAUUCUACGUAAACACCUCGUGCGAGUCAAGUUUCCGGAAUUUGUUUUUGUUUGUUUUGUUUGUGUAUUUUGCUGUCAUUUCGUAACGCCACUAUGCUGUGAACUUCACACCUGUCACGACGCGCCCUCGCCGUUCAUCUGCACUCAUGAAGUUCAUCCGAAGCUGCUUAGAACAGAGGCAAAAAAAAGGGUCACAUGACACGACAGUUGCUUCUUCUGUAUAGACAAAGAAGGAAAUAUAUGAAUCAAACAGCGUAACUGUAAAAAAAUAAAUAAAAUUUAAAAAAAAAAAAAAAAAAAGGAUUUUAGCCUUAAUUGUAGCUAUGUGUAGAGAUUUUUAACUUAAAUGCUGAUUAACAUGGGUUCGAACAUUCGCUCAAGACUAAGAGUCAAGGUCAGUAUUAUGAAAUAUGAAUGCUUUUUGCUCUCCGAGUGUGAUGUUAAAACCGCAGUGUUCUUUCUUUCCCGUGACCGUGUGAAUAGAGCAAUAAAGAGCUGUUUUCUGAAA